Echinops telfairi (small Madagascar hedgehog) is the source of this 4788-nucleotide messenger RNA. RefSeq names its product optineurin (gene OPTN). The coding region runs from base 150 to 1898 and encodes 582 amino acids. Gene Ontology annotation, biological process: regulation of canonical NF-kappaB signal transduction; protein localization to Golgi apparatus; Golgi ribbon formation. Lineage: Eukaryota; Metazoa; Chordata; Mammalia; Afrosoricida; Tenrecidae. Gene Ontology annotation, cellular component: nucleus; cytoplasm; Golgi apparatus. The record is from RefSeq and is a predicted model, not a curated record. Gene Ontology annotation, molecular function: K63-linked polyubiquitin modification-dependent protein binding. The transcript is spliced from 14 exons.
GGCCGCAGGUCAGCCCGAGGCUCGCGAGCCCUGCUUCCCCGCCCCUAGUUCCCGGCCUGCGUCCCAUUCCGGCGUCCGCAUCCGGGUCCAUGCCGUGCUAUCAGUGACCCUCAGAGAGGGCGGAGUGCGAGCGGCCAGGAACUGCUGCCAUGUCCCACCAACCACCGAGCUGCCUGAGCGAAAGGGGGGACAACUCCAACCAAAGCACAGAAAAUGGACCCCCCUGUCUGGCUCCCCCGAACCUGGACACGUUCACCCCAGAGGAGCUGCUGCAGCAGAUGAAAGAGCUCCUUGUUGAGAACCACCAGCUGAAAGAGGCCAUGAAGCUAAAUAAUCAAGCCAUGAAGGGACGGUUUGAGGAGCUCGCAGCCUGGACAGAGAGACGGAAGGAGGAACGCCAGUUCUUUGAGACACAGAGCAAAGAAGCCAAAGAGCAGCUAAUAGCCUUGAGUGAUGAGAAUGAAAACCUGAAGGAAGAACUGGGAAAACUACGAGAGAAAUCAGAAAGGUCACUUGAGAACCCCACUGGCAACUCCGAGUUUCCCAAGACAGAGCCGGAGCAAGAACUGGAGCAGCUGAAGACACAGAUGAUUCGCCUUCAAGCUGAGAAGGCCGACCUUCUGGGCAUUGUGUCUGAAUUACAACUCAAGCUCAACUCCAGUGGCUCCUCUGAGGAUUCCUUUGUGGAAAUUAGGAUGACUGUAAGUUUAAAUGAGUGCAUGGAGUUCUUUUAUAACCUAACUUUAGUCUCAGAAGAGAUUCAAAGUCUUUUCAAUGAUUUAAAAAUUGAACCUUCAGCAAGUCAAGGGAGCAAAUGUGCAGAAGGAGCCAGGAACUAUUUGGAAUUUGAGGAAUUAACUGUGAGCCAGCUUCUGCUUUGUCUAAGAGAAGGAAACCAGAAGGUAGAAAGGCUUGAAAUCGCACUCAAGGAAGCCAAAGAAAGAAUUUCAAAUUUGGAAAAGAAAGCGCACGGUCACUCUGAGGCAGAUACUCAGACGGAGGAGAGCCCAGAAGCAGAGAGAGAAGAGAAAGGCCCAGAAACUAUUGGGAGUGAAGUGGAGAUGCUGAACCUUCAAGUGACGACCCUGUUUAAAGAGCUGCAAGAGGCUCAUACAAAACUCAGUGAAGCAGAGCUAAUGAAGAAGAGACUUCAGGAGAAGUGUCAGACCCUUGAGAGGAAAAACUCUGCAAGCCCCUCCGAGCUGAAUGAAAAACAAGAACUUGUGUACAGUAACAAGAAGUUAGAGCUGCAAGUAGAGAGCAUGCGAUCAGAGAUCAAAAUGGAGCAAACUAAAACAGAGGAGGAGAAAACCAAAUUUGCGACUCUGCAGUUGACACACAGCAAGCUUCUUCAGGAGCACAGCCAUGCCUUGAAGACAAUUGAAGAACUAAAGAUGAAAGAGUCAGAAAAGGUGGACAAGGCAGUUCUGCAGGAACUGAAGGAGAAGCUGGGCCUGGCCGAGAAAGCCCUGGCUUCAAAGCAGCUUCAGAUGGAUGAGAUGAAGCAGACCAUUGCCAAGCAGGAGGAGGACCUGGAAACCAUGACCGUCCUGAGGGCUCAAAUGGAAGUUUACUGCUCGGAUUUUCAUGCUGAAAGAGCAGCAAGAGAGAAGAUCCAUGAAGAAAAGGAGCAGUUGGCAUUGCAGCUGGCAAUUUUGCUGAAGGAAAAUGAUGCUCUUGAAGAUGAAGGCAGGCAGUCCCUGAUGGAGCUGCAGAGCCGGCACGGGGCCAGAACAGGCGACUCAGACCAGCAGGCUUAUCUCGUUCAAAGAGGAGCGGAGGAGAUCAGCUGGCGGCAGCAGCAAAGGAAUAUUCCGAUUCAUUCUUGCCCCAAAUGCGGCGAGGUGCUGCCCGACAUAGACACGCUGCAGAUCCACGUCAUGGACUGCAUCAUUUAACUCCGAGCGUGCCGCUCCCACCUGCUCCGUCUCGUGUGUGUCGUCUUCCGUCAGCCGUCAGGUCGCACUGUGUUUGUGUCAGAAGGAAAAGGUGUGCAUCCCAAGUAGGACGUUUCUGUGUACGGAUCUCCUGAAGCUCACAAAAUAGGACCCUAAGCAUACCACGCGUCUUAUCAUCAAUGCCUGCUUUUGCGUGUUGUUGGGUUUUUUAUGUUCGGUCUCUGAGCGCUGCGCGGUAGGUGCCGUGUGACGGUGUGUUACUAGACUAGACGGGAGGAAAGUCACUGGGAAGUUGUAAGAACCUUUAAAGAAGUAGGAAAACGAAAGGAUCACAGAUAGACUCAAGAAAACUGCCUUUGGAGUAUUUUUUUAAUUAUACUGUUAUUUUUCUUCAUCCAUUUAAAACGAAUCUUUGGGAGGGUUUGUGUGUACAUCUGUCUAUGUUGUCAUUUGAUCGCAGUCACAGGAAUUGUACCAAAGGAAGGGCAUGGCUCUUUUCAUGUAAGCACUGUGCACUAGACUUGCUAAUAGGCCAAGUGAAGUCGAUUCUACUAACUUUGCUUGAAUUCAUAAUGUAAAGACGUUACCUUUCUUCAUUCAUCGUACUGCAGAUACGUGGGCUUGUACAGCAGAUAGUGGAUUAGCUUGUAUGAAAAGGCUGUACAUUAAUUUUCUCCCUGAUUAGGUUACAUCUUCAUAAUCACAAAAAUAGUGAUUGCAAAAUAAAAUUUUACUUAUGAAUCUUUUAUACUCUUCACAUAUGAUAUGACUAAUUUCAUAGCGUGCAUUUUCUGUCUUAAGCUUAUUCAGCUUAACAAUAAGGCCUAUUGGGUUAAUUCUAUGAUGCCAUCCCCUAGGGAACAAGAUGAGUCCAUCUUGUUUGAGUUAGAAAUGGGUCUUGCUUAGGAAGUGACUCAGUGGGUAUUUGCCAUUAUUUUGUAAACCUACCAGUUACUGCGACCUACAACUAUUGGAACAGCCACUAAAAUGAAUCCUGUCCUUGGGCAUUUAGAUCAUACAAACACGUUCUUUCCUGUUUGCUCAGGCCUUCGUGCAGGCUCAGCCUUGGCACAGAACUUGAUAGGGUGCACUCAGGGGCAAACGUGGAGCAACUGUGGUUCUUCGCAGACUCUAUUAAGUCUUGCAGUUGGAACCUACCUCCACCCUGUGGCCCUAUGGGAUAAACAGACCUGGUGAUCUGUUUGCAUAACGAUCGUGGCCAAGAAACCCUUGUGGGGCCAUUCUGCUCUAGCUUGUGGGGAUCUCCUACGUCACAACAACAACAACAACAACAACAAAAUGUAUACAGUCUUCACCCUGCGUCUGAGCCUGUAACCACACUUUGCCUCGGAGCAUCUGCCUUCCUCCCGUCUGCUCAAACUGUCUCUCUCUCAAAAACAAACAAACUCACAGUCGUGGCGUUGAUGCUGACUCACAUGACCCUGUAGGACAGGGUUGGCCUCCCGUGUGGGUGUCCGAGACGGCAGCUCUACAGGAAUGGAGAGCCAUGCCUUUCGUCUUGAACUGCUGACCUGCAGUUAGCAGCCUGGCGCACCAGGGCUUCUCCAACAUGGUCUCCUCUGCCCACACAAGAAACUGCUGAGCCUGGUGUUCAGCCUCCUCCAUCCAAUUACUUUAUACUGACUUUGUACAUUUCUACUUCUCUCUAUCUUCCCUCAUCUCCAGUAAAACUGGUCCUUCUUGAUGAAACCAAAACCAAGUUCACGACCGCCGAGUCUCUUCUGACCACCGUCACUCUAGGACGAAGGAGACGUGCCCAUGUGGGUUUCCAAGACAGUUCGCCUGUCUGGAUGCGCAAGCCUCCUCUGGAGGGACUGGCUGGUGAGCCUGAACUACUGGCUGAACUACCAGCCCAACCUGUAACCCACGGUGCCACCAGGGCUCCUUGAUUACCUCAUGUUAUUUAUCUUGUACGCUUAAACAUCAGAUCUCCCUCCUUACCAAGGCUGAGCACACAAUACCGAGCCUCACUCCCAGGGCUUCUGCGUCCUUACACGUAGAGCCCAGGAUUUCUGACACGUCGCAGGGAUGGCUGGUAUUGGGGUCUCUGAGGCCAGACUCGCUCGUGUCUUGUGGCAUUGCUUUUCUUCAGCCCCAUGCCUUCCAGGAGAAAAACCCACAAACCCUGCUGCCUGUCCACGUUUAUCAUUGAAACCAACCAUCUCUUUGGACCUUCCCACUGAACCAGGGCUACUUGACAAACGGGUCAGCCCCUGAAACCUGCGUCUUUCCCCCUCCAGCUCAGUUCUGCACUGCCCUUGGGACACCUCUUUCCUCAGUGUGUGGUGUAGUAGAGCUUAAAUUCUGAGUACCAGGUUUGCAGGUGGUUAAGGAUAACAGUGACCACCAAAAAUCAAUUGGCAGAGUGCCCACCUGGAUGAAGCCUCCAGGGAGCCCUUCUAACCUCGGACCAGGGAUGUGAACAGUCUUGCCCGCUGGCAGAGUGCAUUGGAAAGUUAACCAGCCGGGAAGGGGCAGUGUCUCUUAGGGGCUUGCCUGAGUAUGUCCUUAAUGGAACCUGCCCUACUGGGGUGCCUGCUCAUGAGUCAAGCCCUAACUGCUUCGGUCAGCAGGCCCAGGACCCAAUCGUGUGGGCUUUCCUGUAACAGAAUGUAUCCUAAUCCUGGUCCCGUGCCCACUUCUCCAGUCCCACCUGUGACUGAGAGGCACUGAGCUCCUGCCAAUCUCGCUUUGAUGAAACUGUUUCCGUUGCCUACCCACGCCUUUUGUAAGUCCCUGAAUCCCAGCAAAACCUCAGACACCAUUAUCACUUCAUGCUAAUGGGGCCCCUCGUCGGGAUAUGUUUUUGCCCUUGGCUUAUCUUUGCCCUUUUUAAGACUUAAUAAAUGUUCUCUUUACAUGCUCGUUA